UUUGAACGCAUUUUUAGAAUUAAUGCAUUGUAAUCUAAGCUUCAAUAAGACGUCAAUGUAUUCAUUUCGUUGUUGAUUUAUAGAUUGAGAUUCAAAUUAUUGAAAAUGGAUCAGGAGAAUAGGAACUGGCAAGCUGGAAGAAAAGUUAUCGAAUGUAACAAGUACAUGUUAAUCAACCAAAUCCAGUGUGAUGUUACAUUCAAGGUGGGACUGGAGAAAAAAGAAGUAAAAGCACACCGAUAUGUUUUAGGCAGUAGGAGUUCAGUAUUUUAUACCAUGCUGUUCGGAAGUCUCUCGGGUAAUUCAAAUAACAUCGUUGUGCCCGAUAUUGAACCUGAAGUGUUUCAAGAUCUUUUCAGGUUCCUUUAUUACGAGGAAACAAACAUAAAUGAGGAAAGUGUCACUGGGACUCUGUAUGCGGCAGAGAAGUAUGGUGUAACGGACCUAAAAGAAGCUUGUAAUUUUUACCUGAAAAAUCACAUUAAUGAGGAGUCGGUCUGCGCCAUUAUGGAGAAUGCAAAGCUGUUUAAUUUAAAUGAUUUACUCACCAGAUGUAUUGACUUUAUAGUGCAGUCUGAGGCUACUGCUAAAACAGUUUUGCAGUCACAAGGCUUUCUCGGUCUGAAUAGAGAAUGUUUGUUGUCACUCUUAAAAUUAGAUACAUUGCCUGUAAAUGAGGAAUUUCUCUACAAGUCCUUAAGGUUGUGGUCACAUAAAACUGCGAAAAAGAUGGGAAGGAUGUGAAUAAUUCUGAAAAUAUUCGCAGCAUGAUGGGAGAUCUUUUGUAUCAAAUUGGAUUUCCUUUAAUGUCUUUAGAAACCUUUUGGAAGGAAGUUGCCGGGGACAACAUUUUGACAAACCAAGAAAAAGAUCAAAUUUCAAAAUGUAUCGUAGGGAUACCUUAUGGAGAUACAAUGCCUUUCUUAACAAUUCGUAAGAAAAAGGAUAUAGCUAUUUACAGAGGCACAACUUAUCAGGAUGUAUGGACUUUGAAUGGUGACAUAGACGCCAUCCAGUUUAGAGUCAAUAAAUCUUUGCACAUGCGUGGAUUAAUUUUGCUGGGAAGUUAUGAAACAAGUCCGUACACAUACACAAUAGGAGCAAAAAUAGUAGACAGUGACAAUGAAACAGUAGCAUGCUUUUCAGAGCAAUCUGUUACCAACACUGAAAGAGAAUUCCAAAUAAUCUUUGAUAAUCACUGCUUACUUAAAGCAAACCAGGAAUAUACAAUCUGGUUAAAGAUGAUUGGUCCCCAAAGCUACGCGGUGAGCAAUGGUCAACCCUGUGUCACAGAAAAUGGCGUCAAAUUUACUUUUAGGGAUAGCGAACUGAGUUCGAACAGCACCUCUACAACUAACGGACAAAUUCCUGGACUUCUUUUUAGUACAACGAUAACACAUGACUUGUGUUAAAAAUCGAGCAUCCAUUGUUAAUUUAAUUUGGAUAUGAUUUGGACGAACAUGUAUGUAACCUUAAAACAGUUUUCUUCUGAUUUGAUCACACCUUCCAGUUUCCUUUACAUCCGUCUAGGGCUACUUGAUUUUGGAGAUUCUUACACCAAUUGAAUUCAAAAUAUAUUUUAAAUACCUGAAUG
Messenger RNA from Saccostrea cuccullata (small rock oyster), 1594 nucleotides. RefSeq names its product BTB/POZ domain-containing protein 6-like. NCBI's taxonomy places the organism in Eukaryota, Metazoa, Mollusca, Bivalvia, Ostreida, Ostreidae. Gene Ontology annotation, molecular function: protein binding. The coding region runs from base 106 to 744 and encodes 212 amino acids. Gene Ontology annotation, biological process: neurogenesis. The transcript is spliced from 2 exons. The record is from RefSeq and is a predicted model, not a curated record. Gene Ontology annotation, cellular component: cytosol.